Molecule: messenger RNA, 5058 nt
Organism: Chionomys nivalis (European snow vole)
Lineage: Eukaryota; Metazoa; Chordata; Mammalia; Rodentia; Cricetidae
Gene: Bcl7c
Product: BAF chromatin remodeling complex subunit BCL7C
Exons: 6
Coding region: 368-1093 (241 amino acids)
Source: RefSeq, a predicted model, not a curated record
UCGGGCCGCGCGCGUCCAGCCGCACAGCUGCCCCCCGGCUCUCCCUCUCCGCGGCUGGCAGAGGGCGCUGUGCGUCCGUGCGCCCCGAGGGGCGGGCCCGGGCCGGGGCGGGGCUGGCCGGGCUUCCAGGCCGGGGCUCUAGCAGCCCGCGCCGCCCGGGCCGCUCCGGGGACGGGCCGGGGCGGGGCGCGGUCGCAGGAAGCCAGGCGGGGACGCGCGGAGGCGUUGGGGAGCGAGGGAGGGCGCGGCCAACUCCCGGAGGGCCGGCAGGCCGAAAGAGCGGCGCCGGGGCCUGGCGCGCAGCCUGAGAUCGCCGGACCGCAGGCCGUCCCACCACGGGCUCUGUCCCGGCCCCAACCCCGCCAGCAUGGCCGGCCGGACCGUGCGGGCCGAAACCCGGAGCCGGGCCAAAGAUGACAUCAAGAAGGUGAUGGCGACCAUCGAGAAGGUCCGGAGAUGGGAGAAGCGCUGGGUGACUGUGGGUGACACUUCCCUUCGAAUCUUCAAGUGGGUGCCUGUGGUGGAUCCCCAGGAGGAGGAGCGGCGGCGGGCAGGAGGCGGGGCAGAGCGAUCCCGUGGCCGGGAGAGACGCGGCAGGGGCACCAGUCCCAGAGCGGGUGGCCCUCUCAUCCUGCUGGAUCUCAACGAUGAGAACAGCAACCAGAGUUUCCAUUCAGAAGGUUCACUGCAGAAAGGCACAGAGCCCAGCCCUGGGGGGACUCCCCAGCCCAGCCGCCCCGGGUCACCCACUGGACCCCCAGAAGCGAUUGCAGAGGAUACUCAGCCCCCACAGCUGGGCCAGGAGAGAGACCCAGGGGACACACCUGCAGGCGGUACUGAUGACCCCCCGAAGCUGACCAAGGAGGAGCCUGUUCCAGAAUUGCUGGAAGCUGAGGACUCUGGAGUGAGGAUGACCAGGAGAGCCCUCCAAGAGAAAGGCUUGAAAACAGAGCCUCUCAGGAGGCUUCUGCCCAGGAGAGGCCUCCGGACAAACGUCCGGUCUGCUUCCACAGUGCCAGACACCAGAGCUCCGGGAGGUGGGAGCAAGGCCCAGAGGGCGCCCAGGACGAUCCCACAGGGGAAGGGGAGAUGAGGGGGCCCAACCCUCAAGGUGAGGCCCUUAGGUCUUCUUUAGCUGCCCCAAGAUCCACUCACCUCCUCACACUGCUUCAGGGUGGAGAGAGCUUCAGAGGUGGAUGCCUGCUGUGUGCACUUGGAGGUAGGCAGCCAGCCCUCUGCUUGUCCCUAACCCUAAAUCUGGAUCCAUCUUGCUUGUUGUGGGUCCCAAACUGUGGGGCUUGGGGCAGGUCACAGACAAGGCGCGCAUAAGGACGCCUCUGGGUGAUGCCUAGAAGCAACAUGAGUAUACAAAAGGAUGGACCCCGGGUCGACUUGGCCACCUCUUCAAGCACCGGGGCAGUCAUCUGCCAAAGGGCCAGGCAUGGCCCCCAAGGUGGCACAUUCGACCUUCGGAACCACAGGAUCUACUCUGGUGAGCAGCCAGCAGUGUCUGAAGCAUUGGGCAGUAGGUGCUAGGUGCUAGUUUGCAGAGUCUGCAAAUGGUGUCCAAAUCCAUGCGUGUGUGGGAGCAUACCCGUGUAUAGACGUACCACUCCAGCAAGCACCCGGCAGCCUCCCCUCCCUCACAGGCCUGUGGACGCUAGGCCUGCCAAGAAGACACAUGCCAACCUUGCCUGUGAGGCAAGGGGCGCACAUGAGCAAUCUAGUGACCUCUCAGACCAGGCCACCACCUCCUGCUGGAGGACUCAAGUCCAGGGAUGGGUGGAAACUUGUGGUCCAGCCCUGAGCCUGCCAAACCUACCUGGAAAGGACCCGUUUUGAGAAACCCAUGACGAAUGAGCCAUCUGAGUGGCUCCAAGGGCUUCUAUCAACCUCUCGCCUCCUGACUUAACAACCUAGUGGGCCUGCCGUGCCAGGAAAUGUCUCCCACUUGUUGAGGGCUUCCUCUACUACAGACUGCAGUUUGUGGGAAGUAUUUAGUACAAUAUUCCAGUGUCAUAGAUCCUGUUACUUUUACAUUUUACAGAUACGGAAACUACAUAGCCAGGCAGUUGAAGAGCUUGCCCUAAGUCACCAGCCUGCCUGUGGCAGAGCCAGCAUUCCGACAGCUCCCUGCCUGACCCCCAGGCCCAGCUGGUACACCACUUCUCACGCUGGGCUUGCUGUGGGGCUGAAGCUGUGAGUUUAAGGCAUUCAUUUAUGGAGCAUCCGUUUUUCUCAGUGGAAAAUUCUAUAGGACUUUUAACAUUUUAAAAAAUAUUUUUUAUUUAUUUAUUUUUUUCUGUCUCACUAUGCAGCCUUUGCCAGCCUGGAACUCACUAAACCAGGCUGGCCUUGAACUCACAGAGAUCCCCCUGCCUCUGCCUCCUGAGUGCUGGGAUUCAAGGUGCAUAACACUACACCCAACUCAGGACAUUUUUUUUUUAAAUAAUAAAAAGAGCAGAUGUCCUGUGGGAGGAAAGAAUUUUGUGUCCGUAAUGGAGAUGCUAUAGAAAUAUAUGGCAAGGCCUGGAGUUCCAGCUCAGCCCCCGGGUCCCCGGGUGACCUAAUGCUGCAGGAAGGUCAUCCCAGGCCCCACUCCCGUGUGGAGGCUUCCCAGAAGCCACGGAAAGUGGCUUGUGCUAGCCUACUGAGUGACUGGGGAACUUCAAGAAGUAAAGAUUUAUUAGUUAAGACUUCUGAAUUUCCAAUGGGGCAGAAGUUUUCAAAUUUCCAACAGAUACUGAUUUUCAGGAAUUAGAAAUGAAAACUGGGAAUUCUGGGGAGAUCCAGAAAAAUCAUCCUUUGUAUUCUUUCAAACUCUCUGUACUUUAAAGACUAAGAUGCUCGCAGUCAGUAGCAAUUUAAAAGAGCUUGCUGGCCAUGGCGGGGGCGCACGACUUUAGUCCUCAGCAGAGGAAGGCAGAGGCAGGCAGGUUGUUUUAAGUUCAAGGCCAGCCUGGUCUACAGAGCUACUAGUUCCAGGACAGCCGGGGCUACACAGAGAAACCCUGUCUCAAAAACACAAAAACAAACAAAAAAGAGCUCUAAGCCUUAAAUAUUCAAAAGGUGGAAACUGCCAGUGUGUGUCACUGGGUAGUAUCUGAAUAGCAAGAUGUUUACAGAUCCAGUUAGAUUUAUAGUACGCCACAAUCAUGAGUUGAAAUUGCUGAUACAAAAGCUUAGUUACAAAUAUAUAAUUUCUCAGAGCAUCUUAGGAUUUGCAUGUGAACACAUUCAUGUUUAUCUUACUUGUGAGAGUCAUCAACAGGAGCAGGGUCACAGAAGAGUGGACCGGGCAGCAGCAACUCCCAGUUAUGGGGUCCCAGAUUCCGAGGAUAGCUACCUAAACUCCGUGUGUUAGUGUUUCCCGUUCCUGCUCUUUGACCUGAUGCAGUGGUUCCUCCCAGCCAGGACUCCUCUGGGCUCUGAGCGUUGGUUGUUAGAGGACAGCUAGUUACAAUAUGUUCUCUUUUUUCCUCAAUUUAUUUACUGAUUGGUUUUGAGAUUAAAACAAAGCAAAACAAAAAAACAACCCCUCCCAGGUUUACCAAAGAGUGUCAACAAGGAAUUCUGAACAGAAACAGUCCUUAUGUGCUGGUCCUUAUGAAGCCCAGGCUUCUAAACUCCAUGGAGUGGAACACCCCAGCUCCGCCUGUGCCCGGCUGUGAGGCCUUGGCUGAAUUACUUACUGCCCAGCUUCAGUUUAGUGGGUAGACUCAUAUCUAGGAAGUAAUAUUCUUGAUUUUGUAAGGUAACAUUGUGGAAAGGUUACCAGCAUGGCUCUGGGGUCGGGCAGGCUGCUGUUCAACCCCUAGCCUCAUGGCUUCCUACCUCUUUGACUUGGGGCAAGUUCUAACCACUGGAUUUUUCCCUUCUGUAAAAUGGGGACGCGGAUCUAAUUCAUUGGGCUGUGGUAAGUUUAAGUGAGAUCACGUAUGAACUGCAUAGGGUGUACAUGCUUGAUCCACGUGGGCCAGGAUAGUCGUUACCCACUGUAUCUACCUCACAGGGCCGGUUGUGAGGAUGAAGGGCGGCAGAGAAUGCUGCGGACACUGUCUAAGCUAGUGACAGUAACUUGCCAGUCUUCCCUCUGGAGAUGGGGAGAUAGGAAGUCAGAAUGCCCAAGGAGAGGGACAGGCAUGCUUCUGGCCAGACGGCGUGGCCGGGCUGAAGGGGAGGGGUCACUAUGGGCAGCCAGAGAACAGGGUGCGCAUGCCCUCCCUCGGGUGAGGGUUGCUCCAAUCAAGUGGGCAGUCCAGUGCAUAUGUCAUAACCCUUGGGAACAGGGAGAAAACAGGAUCAGUUUUAAGAAGGAUGCUAGCUGAGGGGCUAAAGAAGAGAAGUGUUUGCCCAGCUCGAGCAAGGGACAUAAAUUUCAUAUCUAGCACCUCAGGAAAAAUAUAAACAAACAAACCAAAACCAGCCAAACAAAGAUCUCGGUUAAAGGUUUUGACGGAAGAACAGUGUUCCGUGGAUGCAUCCACAGUGUGUUUUUAAAUAGGACUUGAAAUUGCAGAAAGGACCGUGUGGGAAAGCGGUGAGAGGUGACUGGGUGCACGUUUAGGAGCUGUUUCCAUUGGCUGGAAGCCAGCAGCCUCCUCCCGCGAGUGCAGAGUGCAGACCAAAGCAGUUCUGAGGCCCUCCUCACGAUCCCGGCAGUAGCUUCACACAGUAAACCCUCAGAUCAGAGACGGGCGUGCCAUGCUCGCGCAUGCUCUCUUAGGACAGGAUUCAGGCCUUUCACCUGCACUGAGCUUCCUGCACCCAGCAGCAUCACACCGCUGAUCCUGAGCAAGGAAGGAGUCAGUGCCUUGCCUAAGCGCCCUCCCCUCCUGGCCUAGCAGCGACUCCUGCCCUCACUCCUCCUCCUCGUUUCCCUGUAAGUCAGGAUCCUCCGGGUGCCACCCUUAGACUUUCUUUAACCCACGAGGGUGCUCUCAUUCACCAGACUGCCUCUCCGAACACGGUCGCACUCAGCUCCUUGUCUUCUGGGCAUCUAGGCUCCCGACUCACUCAGCGCCAUUCCUUCCACACGUCCCUCGUGAGUUCCCAUUC